AUCCGUCCCAGGAAAGUUCACCCAAAGUCUGGCCGCCGCCGCGCGCCGCCGGGGUGUCCGGCGGGGAAAGGGCGCAGGCGCGCGAGGGACAAAGGCUCUCCACUCCCCGACCCCGCUUCCCUGGGCCAGCUGCUCUUCCCGCUCCGCGACUGUCGCCUGGGGAGGAGGAGCAAGGGGAGGAGUGCGGCCGUGGGCUGGGAAAUGCUACGUGUCUCCCCAGCCCUUAUGCCUACCCCUUUCCCUCGCCGCCUUCCAGCUGCCGGCCAGUUCAGCGGGAGCGAGCCGCCGGGCACCUUUUUCCCUCCGUCCCUCCCUCGCUGCUGCUGGCUGCCUUCUGUCUCCCCUCCCUCUUCCACCGCUCGUGACCGUAGCCAAGGGAACCGCCGUCGCCGCCGGGCCGCGCGAGCUGCAACCAUGUCCGAGAUCAAGAAGCAACGGGUGAAUCUCCAAAGGUCUACCAAUGUGGUGUACCAAGCACAUCACGUUAGCAGAAACAAGAGAGGACAAGUUUUGGGCACAAAAGGUGGAUUUCGUGGCUGCACAGUAUGGCUUACAGGUCUUUCUGGUGCUGGUAAGACAACCAUUGGGUUUGCACUUGAGGAAUAUCUUGUGUCCCAUGGGAUCCCUUGCUACUCUCUUGAUGGUGACAACAUUCGUCACGGUCUCAACAAGAAUCUAGGUUUCUCUGCUGAUGACCGAGAAGAAAACAUCCGCCGUAUUGCUGAAGUUGCCAGACUAUUUGCUGAUGCUGGCUUAGUUUGCAUUACUAGUUUCAUUUCUCCUUUUGCAAAGGACCGUGAGAAUGCACGGAAGAUUCAUGAGACAGCUGGGCUUCCCUUCUUCGAAGUUUUUGUGGAUGCGCCUCUCAAUAUCUGUGAGAGUAGGGAUGUGAAAGGCCUGUACAAAAAAGCACGAGCUGGAGAAAUCAAAGGAUUCACUGGAAUUGAUUCAGAGUAUGAGAAACCAGAAGUGCCUGAACUUGUGCUGAAAACCAACAUUUUUUCAGUGACUGAAUGCAUCCAGACCAUUGUAGAGCUCUUGCAAGAACAGAGCAUUGUUCCUUCAACUGCAAUAAAAGAUGUUCUGGAGCUGUUUGUACCGGAAAAUAAAGUGGAACAAGCUUGGGCUGAAGCUGGUACUUUGCCUUCCGUAAACAUUACCAAGGUGGAUCUACAGUGGGUUCAAGUCCUAAGUGAAGGUUGGGCUACUCCACUGAAAGGGUUUAUGCGAGAGAAAGAAUAUUUGCAAGUUAUCCAUUUUGGCACCUUGCUCGAUGAUGGUGUUAUUAACCUGAGCGUACCGAUUGUACUUCCAAUAUCUGCUGAAGACAAGAAACAUCUGGAAGGAUGCAGCGCAUUCACCCUGGAGUACAAUGGGCGGAGGGUGGCAAUCCUUAACAAUCCAGAAUUUUUUGAACACAGGAAGGAAGAGCGUUGCGCACGUGUUUGGGGAACCACCUGCGCAAAGCAUCCUCAUGUAAAAAUGGUGAUGGAAAGUGGAGAUUGGCUUGCUGGUGGUGAUCUCCUUGUACUGGAGAGAAUAAAAUGGAAUGAUGGACUAGACCAAUACCGCUUGACUCCCUUGGAGCUGAGACAGAAGUUUACAGAGAUGAAUGCAGAUGCGGUGUUUGCUUUCCAACUGCGCAAUCCUGUGCACAACGGACAUGCUUUACUGAUGCAGGAUACUAAACGCCGGCUGCUAGAAAGGGGCUAUAAGCAUCCAGUGUUGCUCCUGCAUCCUCUUGGUGGAUGGACCAAGGAUGAUGAUGUGCCCCUGGACUGGCGCAUGAAGCAGCAUGCUGCAGUGCUAGAAGAACAUGUCUUGGAUCCCAAAUCUACUGUGGUUGCAAUUUUCCCUUCUCCCAUGUUAUAUGCUGGCCCAACAGAGGUCCAGUGGCACUGUAGGUCUCGAAUGAUUGCUGGUGCCAACUUCUACAUUGUGGGUCGAGAUCCAGCGGGUAUGCCUCAUCCGGAGACCAAGAAAGAUCUGUAUGAACCCACACAAGGUGGAAAGGUGCUUAGCAUGGCUCCAGGACUGACUUCUGUGGAAAUAAUUCCCUUCCGAGUAGCUGCAUAUAACGAAGUACAAAAAGCGAUGGUUUUCUAUGAUCCAGACAGGCACAAUGAAUUUGACUUCAUUUCCGGCACACGCAUGAGAAAGUUGGCUCGUGAAGGUGAAAAUCCCCCUGAUGGAUUCAUGGCACCGAAAGCAUGGAAGGUGUUGACAGAAUACUACACAUCACUGGGAAAAAAUAAUUAGUUCUGCUGUUUCCAUCAAAGUGCCUUUAUUUUAAAUAUGAGCUCUGUUAAUUGAUCCAUAUGCUAUGAUGUUUCAUCUAGUCGGCAAUUUUUUGGUUGCUGGGCAUUUUCUUCCAGGGCCAAACAAUGGUUCUGGGCCAGCUUUUCCAUUUUUAGAGUCUAAAUAGGCAAUUUCUUCUUAAUUUCAAAGGAAUUCCAUUAAUUUUUUUUUACUAUAUACAUCAAAAAACAAGAUCUAAAUAAUAAGAGUUCAAAGCCGUAUUCUUACAGGGAUUCAAAGCCAGCUUUACCAGCCUUUGCCAAAAAUGUUAUUGAAACUAUGCAACUAUGCAAAUGAUCACAUGCUCUAUUCUUUCUUGAUGCUAUAAAUUGACCACCUAGAAAGAAGUAGGGGAUAAACUAUGACUUUCCCAGUGUGGCUUUUUGGCCUCUACCCAACAUGACUUUUCAUUUCUUGUUGUGAUAAAGAGGGAGGAUAUCAAUUUUUAGAUGAUGAAGAAGAAGAAGAAGUAGUAGAAGAGUUGGCAUUGUGAAUAAUCAACAUUUCUUAACAAGAGAAUUCUAUGGCAGUUCUAUCUCAGAAACAGGUCACAAAGCUGUGCUGGUUCUAAGAAACUUCUGUAUGUAUAGCCUUAGUGGUCAGUCUGGCCAUGAUGUUUUGUUCCAAGAAGUGCACCUUUCCCACGCUUGACAUCAAGUUGCUUCAUGUCCUUGGCCAAAUUCUUUCAUGUAGGACAUCCACAAGAACUUCUCCCUCAACCUGUUGCCAAUAAUGUAAUGGCAGGCUAAAUAAUUGCUCUUUCACAGCUCUUCUCAGCCCUUCAAGGUAGACCAGACUAAGAAACCAAAGUCACGAGGGCCAAUAGUACUUUAAUUGUAAAGCUAUAGUAACAGAAAUCUUGCAAGCCUGAAUGUGUUCCCCCCUCCCCCACUUUAUCUUUGUGAGAACCAGAGAGGGUCUUGUCUGAGACUUUUCUCAGGUUGCAUUUCUGCCUCCCUCUUUUAUCUGACUGUUGUCUUGGUAGUGGCUCUCCCUCCUCUCCCUCAAGGCCAUUCCCUUUUCCCACUACAGCUCCCCAAGUCAGCAGCCUGCCAUGAUCACCUUAGCUUACCCAAUGUGAGUGGAGAAGCUUCCCUGACAGACAUGGACUCACUCUUAACCAUCUUCCAGGGGUAUCCGCAGAAAGUGGCAUCCAAAAAGUCAAGAUGGCAGUUACAACCUCGUGACUGAAACCCCACCCUUUUUUACUGAAUCAGUUUAUCCAAUGACCAGCUGGAAUUCUCUAGAUAAGCAAAUCAGGUGAAGGUGCCCUUACAGAGAAAAAAAUGGCUAACAAUUGGUUUAAAGGAGUGGUUCCUCCUAUAUUUCAGAUUACUACAGGGAGUCUUUGCUUAACAACCAUUCAUUUAAUGAUGGUUCAGACUUACGAUGAUGCUGAAGAAACCAACUUACAACUGGUCCUCACACUUACAACAGUCGCAACGUACCUCCCAGUGAAGUGAUCUCGAUUUGGGCGCUUGGCAACCAGUUCACAUUGGUGACAUCGCAGCAUCCCAUGGUCACACAUUUGCCAUUUUCAACUUUCCUGGCCAGCUUCUGGCAACCAAAAUCAAUGGGGAACUGUGUGAGUCACUUAACAACCACAUGCUUUGCUUAACGCCUGUGGUGAUUCGCUUAACAACCGCUGCAAAAAAGGUUGUAAACUCGGGUCAGAUUCACCUAGCAACCAAAAUUCUGGUCCUAAUUGUGGUCGUUAAGCGAGAACUAUCUGUAUUUGGCUGUUAAAGAUACCCUAGAUAACACCUGCAUUUCCUUCAAAUGAUUCAUGUACUCAAUUGCCUGAUAGCUUAGUACCUUUUUUAGCAUCCAGUCUUAUCAUCAUCUCAAAGAAGCUCUUAAAUCUGGGGAAAAAUUUCCAGAGGCACCAAAAGGCAACUUCAGUUACAGAGUGGAUACCUGGGGGAAGGGUGGAUGCAUGGGCAGAGCACGGCCCCCUUUUCCCUAGGAUGGCCUUUUGCAUUUUAUAUCUUGAAUUGUUGUGAUUCCUGUAUUUUUAAUCCAUUUCUUCUUGAUUAGGAGCAAAUAAGCACCAAUAUAAUCAUGAUGAAUGAAUCCUAACUUGUGGGCUUUGUUCCAGAAUCUGCUCAUGGGGCAGAAAACAUGUUUUAGUUGUAUUUUUUUUCCCUAGAUAACUGGUUAAGAGUUAACAGGCACAUUUCUUUUGCAUCUUAAUGCUUCAGACAUGAAUGCUAUAUGCAGCUUAGCUUUGCAUACUCUUCUGAUAUGUUAUUGCUUUUUUAAAAAAUGCCAAAAUCUACAAUCGGCUCCUUUUGCUAUUGUGCUGCGACACUUAGUGUGGUGUGUAGUGGCAAGGAGAGUAAGAUACAAACCAGAAUAGUUCCAUCAUGAAAACCUCUAAGUGGGAAGCCACAGUGCACUUUGCUGCAGCUCCAACACACUGACUUGCCUACCUCUCAAGCUUGUCGUAAGGAUAAUCUGCGUGAGGAGCUUUGAGUAGUCCAAGGACUUUACAUAAGCUCUUAUUUUUCCACCACCUUAGAUGGCCCUGCUUUUGGGCAUAUUCCUGGUGCUGUACCAAAUUUGGCUGCUGUUGGCUCUGAAAUCCAUGUCCAAAAUCAAGGGCUAUUUAAAACUCUCCUAGAAUAAAACAGGCUGAUCUCUGCUGUGUAUAACCUACCAGGCAUGUCUAGCCGCUACCUGUAUUUUCACAACUGGGGAAUUGCUGCAUUAAAUGUCUUCAAUGUAUUACUUAUUUUUGUACGUUUUAUAAAGUACAUCUUUAUAAAUUGUGAAAUUGUGAAACACAGUUCAAGGUGCUCUCUAUAAAACUUGGAAUCAGUCAUCAAGCCAAGGAGAUUAAUUAUUAACAAUAGAACUGGAAAGAAUAAAAACUAUGCAAUUUAAAAUAUAUUAAUUGGAAAGCCACAUACGCUCUGGAUCUUUUAUCUGCCUGUCUGCCCAUCCAUCCACCCAUCCUCCUUUUGUGUAUAACUUAGUCUUGGAAUUUCUUCCCACUGCCGCUCCUCCGGGAUGGAAAACUGAUUCAGAUCAUGGAUUAUAGAGCCUAGAUUGGAUUGUGGUCAUAAUUUGGGCAUUUACAUCAGCUACAAACAUGCCAAGUUCCUUUUAAAAUUUGGAUUUUUCACCACUCUUGUCCAGAAAUAGACAAGAUGGUAAGUUGUUUUACUUAUCUUUAUGUAGCAAUUAUGCAACAGUCAUUUUUAUAGAAAAAAUACAUAUAUGAAAAUAUUUUUUAAAACACUUCCAGCAUUUAGCACUUUUUGAAUCUUUGGGACCAAGAGAAUAAAACGGGUUUCCUUUAUUUUUUCUCUCAGUUGAAUGCAGUUGGUAAGCAAUACCCAUCCUGUAAAUUGCACUGGACAGAAUGCAAAUAGCCAGCAUCAUUGCCAGAUGUUUCCAACAUAGCUGGCUCAUCUGCAUUGGCAAGAGUGCCUUUUAUAUCCAAGACCUCUGGAAGAGUUCUUGCCAUUGCAAUCUAAAUGUUUAUAGUGCCAAUGUACUUUUUCCCACGUUUUUAACCUCAUAGAAGUAUAGAAUCCAAAUAUAUGUUGUACGGUGCCUUUACCUCCUUUUACAAAAAUAUAUAUUUUAUAGCAUAUUUAUUACAGACCCGAAACCGACAUAUAUGCCUUUACUGUUGCAUCUCUUGAUGAAAAUAUCUUGUUUGGCCUUCUAUUGCUAAAAGUCAUUUUUGGUGACAAUAAAUAUUUCACUGUUUAAA
This is a messenger RNA of Candoia aspera, 6022 nucleotides long. It is a transcript of the gene PAPSS2, whose product is annotated as 3'-phosphoadenosine 5'-phosphosulfate synthase 2. Gene Ontology annotation, molecular function: adenylylsulfate kinase activity; ATP binding; sulfate adenylyltransferase (ATP) activity. The transcript has 12 exons. Gene Ontology annotation, biological process: 3'-phosphoadenosine 5'-phosphosulfate biosynthetic process; sulfate assimilation. The record is from RefSeq and is a predicted model, not a curated record. Bases 202 to 2259 code for a protein of 685 amino acids. Lineage: Eukaryota; Metazoa; Chordata; Lepidosauria; Squamata; Candoiidae.